This is a messenger RNA of Mesorhabditis belari, 246 nucleotides long. NCBI's taxonomy places the organism in Eukaryota, Metazoa, Nematoda, Chromadorea, Rhabditida, Rhabditidae. The record is from the annotation of a GenBank genome assembly.
AUGUUGGCCUCAAAGAUUGAAGCUCACGUGGGAAUCAUGCGACCGCCAAAGUUCGAUCCAACUGAAACGUAUCCCGUUUUGUUGGAUGUUUACGGUGGUCCAAAUUCCUACAUUAACAGCUUGGAGACGCCGUGGGAUUUCUUGGUAUACCUUUGCUCAACAAGACAGUUGGUUUCACAAAAUGUAACCACAAUGAUCCCUGGAGAGCAAUCAGAGGUCAGUCAUUCGAGUCGAGAAAGAAAAAGG